Molecule: messenger RNA, 1806 nt
Organism: Elaeis guineensis (African oil palm)
Lineage: Eukaryota; Viridiplantae; Streptophyta; Magnoliopsida; Arecales; Arecaceae
Product: glycerophosphodiester phosphodiesterase GDPD1, chloroplastic
Biological process (GO): glycerophospholipid catabolic process
Molecular function (GO): phosphoric diester hydrolase activity
Source: RefSeq, a predicted model, not a curated record
UUUCCGGCUAUCCCACCCUGACGGAAUAACCCCCUCCUGAUAUCAUAUCCCCUCCCCACCCGCGACCGACGUCGACGUUUCCCAAGAAGCUGCGGAAUCGACCAACCCUCGGUGGACCCCACGGAAUAUCCCGCGGCAUAAACCUUCAAUUCCUCCAACGCUAUACCGAAUAUUCCCCGCUUUUCUCCCUCCCUUCCCUCUUAUUUAAAUCCCCUUUUCCUCCGCCCCUCUCUCAUCGCCGUCUCCGUCUCUAAAUCCCAAACACUAACGCCGAAACCAAUCUUCUUAGCUUUCAAUGGCUCUGAAAGCCGUUCAUGUCUCCGAUGUCCCCAAUCUCGACCAGGUCCCCAAGGGCCCCACCAUCGCCCUCUCCUCCUCUCUUCUCCCCAAAGGGAUGGAGGACUUGAAGUCGGCGUUCAAGCCGGCGAAGUUCGUGGUCAUCGGGCACAGGGGGAAGGGGAUGAACGCUUUGGCGUCGCCGGACCGCCGGAUGAAGGAGAUCAAGGAGAACUCCAUCCUCUCCUUCAACCUCGCUGGCCGUUUCCCCGUCGACUUCGUCGAGUUCGACGUCCAGGUGACCGCGGAUGAUUGCGCAAUAAUCUUCCACGACAACUUUAUACUCACCGAAGAGGAUGGCAAUAUAUCUGAGAAGCGUGUGACCGAUCUUACCUUGGAAGAAUUCUUUUCUUAUGGGCCCCAGAGAGAGCCUGGGAAGGUGGGGAAAAAACUAUUUAGAAAGACCAAGGAUGGGAGAGUGUUUAAUUGGAAUGUGGAAAUUGAUGACCCUCUUUGCCCAUUGGAAGAAGCAUUUCAGAGGGUUGAUUCCCAUGUUGGAUUCAACAUUGAGUUGAAAUUUGAUGACAAUCUUGUCUACCAAGAAGAGAAGCUUAUGCAUAUUCUCCAAGUAAUUUUGCAAGUGGUCGACAAGUAUGCGAAUGAAAGAACAAUAAUCUUCUCAAGCUUCCAACCUGAUGCAGCACUACUUAUUCGGAAAUUGCAGGGCACUUACCCUGUGUUUUUCCUGACAAAUGGUGGGUCAGAGAUCUAUAGUGAUGUGAGGAGGAAUUCUCUUGAUGAGGCCAUUAAAUUAUGCUUGGCAGGUGGCCUGCAAGGGAUAGUAUCUGAAGUUAAAGCCAUCUUUAGAAAUCCAUCAAUGAUACCUAGAAUAAAGGAAUCCAAUCUAGCGCUGUUAACUUAUGGUCAACUAAAUAAUGUUCCCGAGGCUGUAUAUAUGCAACAUCUGAUGGGAAUUAAUGGUGUUAUUGUUGACUUGGUUCAAGAGAUCACUGAAGCUGUUUCAGACUUCAUUAACCCAGAGACAGUAAGAGAUGAAAGCUUGUCUGAUUCAGUGAAGGAGGGGAAGGCAAAGGAGUCAACAAAGCUAGAAUUUUCUCAGCGCGAGCUUUCAUUUUUGAUGAGGCUUAUACCUGAAUUGGUGCAACAAUAGCCAAGUUCUUUUGUUUUUUUUUUCCUUGGCAUUAACGUUGUUAUACGGAAUCCUAUCUUAUUGGUAUACGUCAUGGCUGAGACCCUUCUUAAACUGUAACUGGAAUUUACUGUGAUGGUUUUUAAGCAGAGCCUCUCAAUUUGUCCUCUAUAUUGGCCAAGUCUUUUGGACCACCAAGGGGAAGAUGGUUGAGUGGCUGCUUUUUCCAUAAUCGAGAGGUUUUAGCUGUUAUGGAGGCAAAAUGUUGAUGAAAUGGGGCCUUUUGCAGCUUGCUUAUGAGUAUAUAUGACAACUUUGAGAGAAGAGUGGAAGCCAAAUGCAUGUAACAAUAUGGAAAUGAAUGGUGUAACUUAGACUUG